UUAGAAACGAGCAUCCUGCGGCAAAGCACAGCGAACACACAUUCUAAUUUAGGCUACGAUUAUUUGUAUUUUAUUUAGGAUAGGCCUAUUGUAGUUAUUUAUUUUUAUUAAUAAUGAGCCUUAUUGAAUAGCAUAAUAACAACCAACAUAAGCCAAGCCUGUGUGGUGCGCGCGUAUGAUCAGUUUUAUCGAGAUGGUAUGAACGUCACUCGGUCAAGGUCCACUCUCCCGAUGCGAGUACCAAGAUUGGAUUGCUUUCCUAUGGGCCGAGAAAAUCUGCCUCAAGCGUUUGCAUAAAAUUAAAACAAAUUCCAUUAUUAAAGGGAGAAUUUGGGAUCCUGAUUACUGUUCUAAUCUAGAAUGGAAGCCCUCUGGCACUGGAAGGAGGCGGCCACACUGAAAAGAGAACUUUCAUUGCCGAAAAUAUGGAUGCAUGGAUUUUGUGAAAAUGUAUGACACAAACGACAAGUGCUUCGUAAUCAUCUCAUUUCAGAGUAAUUAACGCGGAUUGCUGACGGAUGAAAUUCGUUGCAUCAGACUGAAUGGACUGUAGGCCUAUUGAUGGAGCUUUGCUAGGCUACCACCAGAAGAUAAAAUAGGCUGCCAGAUUUAAAUCUACAACAAAAACAUCUUUUUUUUUUUUUUUUUAUCAUAGGCAUAUUUGUGAGCUUUUGAAUCAUUUGGAAUCGUCCGUUUCAGAUUUAAAAUAUAUAUAUAUAACUCUCUGAUGUUGUGAUUCUGCCUGUUACAAGGCAAUUUAUUUUACCAUAUCAUUGUCGGUUUGAAAGGCAAGGAAAUAUUGUCAUUUGGGCUACCUACUGUGGACUUUACACAUAUGUCACUAUACUGAGUUGAACGUAAACUGUCAGUAUGUCGGCGGUAAUGAUCACACGGAAGGCACGAAAAUGGGAAAAGCUCCCGGGGAAAAACACUUUCUGCUGCGAUGGACGCGUAAUGAUGGCCCGGCAGAAAGGCGUCUUCUAUCUAACCGUAUUUCUUAUCGUCGGCACCUGCUCCUUGUUCUUCGCAUUCGAGUGCCCAUACCUGGCAAUCCACCUGUCCCCUGCCAUCCCGGUCUUCGCUAUCGUCCUCUUCCUCUUCGUCAUGGCCAUGCUGCUAAGGACCAGCUUCAGUGACCCGGGGGUGUUGCCGCGUGCACUCUCCGAGGAGGCCACCUUCAUCGAGAUGGAAAUUGAGGCGGCUAAUGGGAAUGUCCCGGCUGGGCAGCGGCCUCCACCUCGGAUCCGCAACGUCCAAAUCAACGGGCAGAUUGUCAAACUGAAGUAUUGCUACACCUGCAAGAUCUUCCGACCGCCUCGCGCCUCACACUGCAGUAUCUGUGACAACUGCGUGGAUCGUUUUGACCAUCACUGCCCCUGGGUGGGCAACUGUGUGGGCAAGAGGAACUACCGCUACUUCUAUCUGUUCACUCUGUCCCUGUCCCUGCUUACCAUCUACAUCUUCACCUUCGGCAUCGUACACGUGGUGAUGCAACCUUUAACUAUGUGCUCUACAGGCUCGGUGGACUCCGGGUUUGUGAAGACACUGCAGGACACACCUGGGACUGUGCUGGAAGUGCUGGUGUGCUUCUUCACCUUGUGGUCAGUAGUGGGACUGACAGGCUUCCAUUCUUAUCUUAUCUCCCUCAACCAGACCACCAAUGAGGAUAUCAAAGGCUCGUGGUCGGGAAAGAACCGGGUGCAGAACCCCUACAGCCACAAGAACAUCAUCAAUAACUGCUGUGAAGUGUUGUGUGGGCCUGCAUACCCCAGUGUCUUGGACAGAAGAGGACUGACGCAGGAUGAUUUGCCUGUUCCCGCAUCCACUGCCACCAAGAGCAAUCCAGUGCCACAGACCACAAGAACUACAGCUCCACUCAUCCCCAACGAGCACACCCCUGACGACGCCAAGCCCAGCAUCGCAGACUUGGCCAUCGCCCACGCAGAGAAAAUAAGCCCCUCCCCCAAGGAGGAGAAGCCGCCCACUCCGCCCAAAGCCCCGGUCAUUCCCAAAUCACCACCCACUCCCACCAAAGUCCCGCCCCUGGCCUCACCUGAAACUGACGUGGAGGCCUCCAUCAUUAUUGCCAAGGAGAAGGCGCUCUAGCUGUGUGGUGGGGGUGAAGACUCCUUCUUUGCGCCGCCCAAAGUCACAGCUUAUCACUAAAACGCUCUGUCUGGACCUGUGAGGAGACACUUUAAUCAACCUCUAAAUGAGUGAAAAGCAUCUGCCUGUAAUGAGUGGGGAAUGACUGUAAGGCUCUGACUCCCUGCUCUUUCCACCAGAUAUGCAGAGUUGGUGCCCACACCAAACCCUGCUUCCCCCCCCUAACUCAGUGACUGCAGGACUGCUUGAUUGACAUUCACACUCCAGAAGGGUGGGGGAUUGGGGGUUGGUGGCUCAGCACCUUUCUCGUUCCCCUGAACAUUGCAUGGAAAAACACAGAUGAUGGGGAAACUGUGGGAAGAACUGCGAUAUCACUGGAUGCAGAUGACUGUAUAUCCCCGGGUAGUGUGAGGCUGAGGGUGUCCUAAAAUAUGCACCGUACCUAGACGUCUCUGGCUUAUGGCUAACUGUAGACUCAUUGAUUUGUUAAUUCUACUUUUUCUGUAUUUUUGUUUUAUAGCUGUGAUGAUUACUUUAAAAUGUGAAAAAGCCAGUUCUAACAUACUAGCUUUUGUGUUGUAAAUCCUCUAACACAUACACACUAUUAGUCCGUUCUCAUCUUCUCUUGUACUGAAGCACACCGUACAGGCCUCUAUGCAAUUAAUGGGAAAGUUGGCAGUUUGGAUAAUGAGGAUAUAAGGAUUGACAGCCGGUUGUAAGGUGUGUUUUAACAGUAAAACAUAGUGGCGAAAGGAAACCCUUACCAUCCUUUAUGGUUGAGAUAGAGGCAAGAUCUCAGACACCAUUUUGUCUCUCUUCCAGUAAGUGAAACUACCUGAUUUACACUGAUAUUGCUGCAUUUAGUUCUAUCCUAAUUAACAUAUCUGACUAGAUUUGUUGAGAUAAAGGUGCAGCCUCGGCUACCUUCCUUCCAUUUUUAUACUGUUAUAGCAAAAGGUAAAAUCUUCUGGAAUGGUUGAAAGUCCACAUUUUUGCAGACCGUUUGCAGGGGUACCCUCACAGAGUUCCUGUAUCUAGCAUUAGAAGUAGACACUUUGCCACUGUCCCAGAGUGUGUGACUGGGUAGGUGUGUGUUUUCAGUGUUGGGGGCAUUUCAAUUCAGUCAAUUAAGAAAGUAAACUGAAAUUCCUAUUCCAAGUAAACAAAAAAAAAAAAUAGGAUUUUCUGUUUACCCUUUGACUCGACUGAAUUUAUAAUGGGCACUCCAACGUGUGUGUGUGUGAGAGACAGAGAAGGCAUGAUUGCUGUUCACAGUAGACACUAGUUACAGUGCCUUAUCAAGAAGCUGCACUAUCACAUGCAACUAUAACUAAGGUUGUCUAUCUACAGAGAGACCCUUAGACUCCAGUUCAUGGCUCAGCACUCCAAAUCGUACAUGCAGACUGUCCAACGAGAAAUAACAUCACUUUUUAUAAAGUUACCAAUGAGACUUUGAGACUGCAAAAUAAGAAGUAAAGCCAUUGUUUAAAUGUACAUACUGUAUGUAGGUGUUAAAAAAACUAUUGGAUCUAUUGCUGAUGAAAAGAGAAGAUUCAGAGAAGAGACCCAGGUUGUCUCUGUUUUUGGAAAGUGCAUGUGGCCAGUGUUAGAUAUUUGCCUGUAGAUGAAGGCCUGCCCUGCUUCUUGCAAGUCGUGCAACUCCUGAAUUUGUCCUCCUAGCUUCCACUGUCAACUUGGUGUCCUUGCUCCAUGUCAUGAUCCACAUCUUUUCACACAUCUGUUAAUUUCACACCAAAUGGAGCAGAGGAUUAUGGGGGUUUGUGAGAGAUGGGCAAGGUGGGUGAGAAUUUCAGGUGCUUCAGAGACAACUCGAAGGGACAGGAUUCACAAAGGGAUAGUCAGUGAGAAUGGCUUGCUUGACUGUUGGGUGAUAUGUUAAACUGAUAUUGGUUGGAGAGAGUUUGUAAUACUCGUUGUGUUGUAUGCAAGGCAGAGUAAUUGUGAUGUAUACUUGUAUAGAAACAUUAGUAUAAUAGCUUUGACAGUGUCAUUCAGCCUUUUCAUAUGCCCAAGAUAAUUGUCCCCCACGAUGAAAUCGGGGAGGGGACUGUAGAUCUGUCUCCGUCCUUUCAUUCGUACGUUAGUCACACGUGAUAUCUCAGACCGCACUGGGCCAAUUUUGACGAAACUUGAGUGAAUGAUGCGUCAUGCCAUAGAGAUCCGGUAUUUACUAAAUUACACUGAUUGGCCCAAAGCGAAAUGUUAGUCACACGCAUUAUCUCAAUUGGCCCAAGUGAGGGCACUGCAUAAUUAGUGGGGAACGACAUGUUUACUUUUGCCUUAUUUAAAUAUGACCAGAACAGAAUGAUACUGAAAUAAUCUGAUUUAAUGAAUGAAAAGGAUUGCAGAGCUACUGUAUAUGUUGAUUUCAUUUCACAAAGAUUCUCCUUUCCAGUGAAAAAGUGUAUUUGAAUUGGGAAUGUGAGUAGGGGAGUUACUAGUUGUUUCCAUCUAGGCCCUUGCAGUGUUUUUUUAUCACUUUAUUUUAAAUCUGGAGUAGACUAUCAAACAAUCCAGUGAAGGUCAUUGAAGGGAUUAUUUUAGGGAAGGAAAGAUAAAAGCCAAAUCCAUAUUAACUUGUGUAGUCUACAGAGUCUGUAAGGUUGCUUGUGCUGAUGUGUAGGGUGAAGUUGCCCCUGAUCUUUGGUCAGUUUAGAAUUUUCCCCACCAAUGAUCUCUGCGUCCAGUAUGAAUGAUGUUGGAGGUAGUUUCGCUAGGCAAUGCUAACUAGAGUUAGCAACUUCCUUCAAACUGCACACAGAGACAUAAAAAUGGUAUCCACGAGUUCAUCUGACUUUGGGGAAGUAGAUAAAGGGCGUCAUUGCCUAAAUCCCAAAGUAUCCCUUUAAGGUUAGGAUUGGUGAGGGGAAGACGAUCCAACUGUAGAUCUGUACCUAGGGGAAGUUUCACCCCGGAACUGCUGAGAAUGUAAGCCGCCUUGUGAAAUGGACAACAAAUGGUUGUUUUAAUCAAAGAGUGGUGUACAUUAUUUCCUGAAUUUAUGCGUGUGCAUUGAGAAGGCCUUUCAGGAAAUGUAUUCUAUUUUCUUUUUUUUUUAAAUCUAUUUUUGUCUUUCGGAGCAGUUGUUAGGCCUACCCUCAAACCAAUCCUCCUAUCAAUUGAAGUAGAGUUUUUGUCCCUGAAUAAUAUUAGGUUCUGACCAGUUGUUGUAAAAAUUCUCUUUCAGUAGAUAACUGUGCUGCUGCAUUGCUGUCAAUGAAAAGUGUGACUGUAUUGGUGAUUGUGAUUAACAAAUGAAAAAGGGAAUGUUAAAGUUUAAGCUGGUUGAAAGAUAAUUGAACGGAUCGGACCCUUGUACUAUUAAUGUUAUCUCUAUGGACAUAUAGUAAUAGUCUAUACAAUGACUUGAGAAGUUUGGAAUUGGUUAUCUCAAUGUUGAGUUAAUGUUUGGAUGUAUGAUUUUGAUUUAUAAUGUGAAAAUUACUCUACAAGGGUCUCCGAUCUGAAUGCUCUGAUCUACAUAAGACCGUACAUAAUGUAUACAGUAGAUACAAAACCACUGAUGGAAUUGUAUUUGUUGACUUUGUUUAGUAAUAACACUGUGAUUACGUAUAUUUCAUGAUAUUUCCCUCACUUCUUUUUACAUGAUUGAUUGACGUGUCUGGUAAUUAAAGGAUAUUGUAUUAUUA
Messenger RNA from Coregonus clupeaformis (lake whitefish), 5777 nucleotides. RefSeq names its product zinc finger DHHC-type palmitoyltransferase 9 (gene zdhhc9). The record is from RefSeq and is a predicted model, not a curated record. NCBI's taxonomy places the organism in Eukaryota, Metazoa, Chordata, Actinopteri, Salmoniformes, Salmonidae. The transcript has 9 exons. Bases 871 to 2106 code for a protein of 411 amino acids. Gene Ontology annotation, biological process: peptidyl-L-cysteine S-palmitoylation; protein targeting to membrane. Gene Ontology annotation, cellular component: Golgi apparatus; endoplasmic reticulum. Gene Ontology annotation, molecular function: protein-cysteine S-palmitoyltransferase activity.